GGGCGCGUUCCGAGGAAAUUGGGGACUCUAGUUUCCCGGGAAAGAGGCGCCGCCCGAGACGAGCGAGGGUGAACGGGGCCAGCCUGAGGGGACCCGGGCGCACCCCGCGCCUCGCUUUGACCUUGGCCGGGGCGGGGAGGGGCCCGGCCCUUGCGGGGCAGCCGCCGCCCGCCAGAGGGGGCAGCGGCGACCAACUUGCAGAACUUGGCGCGGGCUGGGGCGGCUCCGGCGCCUCCUCCUCCCGCUCCGGCCGCGCCUCCUUCUCGGUCCUCCUCCUCCGGUCCGCCGCCGCCGGCCCCGCUGCGCGCCCAGCCCUGCCCCGCAGCCCCGCGCGCCGCCGAGUCGCUGAGCCGCUGUCGCCGGACGGGACGGGCCCGGCCCAGCGCGCCCCCCAAGCCCCACCGCGGGCAUGGGCGCGCUGGCCCGGGCGCUGCUGCUGCCGCUGCUGGCUCAGUGGCUCCUACGAGCGGCCCCGGCGCUGGCCUCCGCGCCCUUCACGCUGCCUCUCCGGGUGGCCUCGGCCACGAGCCGGGGGGCUGUGCCUACCCCGGGGCCCGGACCCCCCGCUAAGCCCCGCGCGGACGGCCUGGCGCUCGCCCUGGAGCCCGCUGGGGGUGCGGCCAACUUCUUGGCUAUGGUGGAUAACCUGCAGGGGGACUCCGGCCGCGGCUACUACCUGGAGAUGCAGAUCGGGACCCCCCCGCAGAAGCUGCAGAUACUCGUUGACACCGGAAGCAGCAACUUUGCCGUGGCUGGGGCCCCGCAUCCCUAUAUCGACUCUUACUUUGAUGCGGAGAGGUCCAGCACGUACCGCCCCAAGGGUUUUGAUGUCACUGUGAAGUACACGCAGGGGAGCUGGACCGGCUUUGUUGGGGAGGACGUGGUCACCAUCCCCAAAGGCUUCAACAGUUCUUUUCUUGUCAACAUCGCCACCAUAUUUGAGUCAGAGAAUUUCUUUCUGCCUGGGAUUAGAUGGAAUGGGAUACUUGGACUGGCUUAUGCUACCCUGGCCAAGCCUUCAAGUUCUCUGGAGACCUUCUUUGAUUCCCUCGUGGCACAAGCAAAAAUCCCCAACAUCUUCUCCAUGCAGAUGUGUGGGGCCGGACUGCCAGUAGCUGGAUCUGGUACCAACGGAGGUAGUCUUGUCCUAGGUGGAAUUGAACCAACUUUGUACAAAGGAGACAUCUGGUACACCCCUAUUAAGGAGGAGUGGUAUUAUCAGAUAGAAAUUCUAAAAUUGGAAAUCGGAGGCCAGAGCCUUAAUCUGGACUGCAGAGAGUACAAUGCAGACAAGGCCAUCGUGGACAGUGGCACCACGCUGCUGCGCCUGCCCCAGAAGGUGUUUGACGCCGUGGUGGAGGCUGUGGCCCGCACGUCUCUGAUUCCAGAAUUCUCUGAAGGUUUCUGGACUGGUUCCCAGCUGGCAUGCUGGACGAAUUCUGAAACACCUUGGUCUUAUUUCCCUAAAAUCUCCAUCUACCUGAGAGACGAGAACUCCAGCAGAUCAUUCCGUAUAACUAUCCUGCCUCAGCUUUACAUUCAGCCCAUGAUGGGGGCUGGCCUGAAUUAUGAAUGUUACCGGUUCGGCAUCUCGCCUUCCACCAACGCACUGGUGAUUGGUGCUACUGUCAUGGAGGGCUUCUACGUGGUCUUUGACAGAGCUCGGAAGAGAGUGGGCUUCGCAGCCAGCCCCUGUGCAGAAAUUGCAGGUGCUCCGGUGUCUGAAAUUUCUGGGCCUUUCUCAACAGAGGACAUAGCCAGCAACUGCGUCCCUGCCCUGCCGUUGAACGAGCCCAUUUUGUGGAUCGUCUCCUAUACUCUCAUGAGCGUGUGUGGACUCAUCCUUCUUGUUUUAAUCACCCUGCUGCUACUUCCGGUCCGGUGUAGGCAUCACCCCCGAGAUCCCGAGGUGGUCAACGAUGAGUCCUCGCUCGUACGGCAUCGCUGGAAAUGAAGAGAAAAGCCUAGUGACCGUGAACUCAACAAUUAAGACGAUUCAGUGCAGCAGGCAGGGGUUAUAAGGCAAGGCUUCUUCCUGUGCGCACUAGUCUUAAAUUUCUGUUUUGCUCCCAGAUGCCUUCCAGAUUCACUGUAUUUUGAUUCUCAACUUUACAGCUUCCUCUUUCUCCCCUACUUCCGAGGAAAAUGAUAAUAAAAAAGCACCUCAUUCUUAA
Molecule: messenger RNA, 2174 nt
Organism: Capra hircus (goat)
Lineage: Eukaryota; Metazoa; Chordata; Mammalia; Artiodactyla; Bovidae
Gene: BACE2
Product: beta-site APP-cleaving enzyme 2
Exons: 9
Coding region: 410-1954 (514 amino acids)
Biological process (GO): amyloid-beta metabolic process; membrane protein ectodomain proteolysis
Cellular component (GO): membrane; endosome; trans-Golgi network
Molecular function (GO): aspartic-type endopeptidase activity
Source: RefSeq, a predicted model, not a curated record